Messenger RNA from Peromyscus leucopus (white-footed mouse), 3414 nucleotides. It is a transcript of the gene Ddias, whose product is annotated as DNA damage induced apoptosis suppressor. The transcript has 6 exons. Lineage: Eukaryota; Metazoa; Chordata; Mammalia; Rodentia; Cricetidae. Gene Ontology annotation, cellular component: cytoplasm; nucleus. The record is from RefSeq and is a predicted model, not a curated record. Gene Ontology annotation, biological process: negative regulation of intrinsic apoptotic signaling pathway in response to DNA damage. The coding region runs from base 191 to 2905 and encodes 904 amino acids.
UUCGAUUGCUGGCGUUCGCUGAGCCGCUGAGUCUGGGCUGCCGGCGUCCUUCCGUGGUUGCCCGGGCUUGUCCCGAUCCUUUGCCUCAGAUAAAUUUUUAAGGGCCUCCCACUAUGCCAAGAAUGACCAGGUAUUGGAUGACUUCAAUUAACAAGACAGAUUGCUAUCCUAAGGGACAAAAUAUAGACACAUGAACAGAAGACGGAAAUUCCUUCUUGCCUCAGUGCUUGCUCUCCAAAAUUCAAGUUUUAUAUAUCCAUCAUGUCAAAGGUGCUUCUCUCGUAUAGUCCUUGACUCCAAAAGGUUUACUUGUCCCAAGUGUGGCUCUACUGGCAAAGCUGAAAGUGCCAGUUACAGAUACAGACUUUCCUUAAAAGUGGCAGAAUCCAGCAAAUUGUACAUCAUUACUGUGUUUGGAAGCUGCUUAGACACAUUUUUUGGACUCACUGCCACUGGUUUGAAGAGGUACCUUGAGGAUUCUAGUGAAAUCCCAGAACCCCUGGACAGUGUCAGAACGCAGAGCCUAUUGACCACAGCAGUAGAAAAUUGUUUUGUUGGACAAAGCUUUGUGUUUGGAGUGACGAAUUUUGGAGAUAUAUGUGAACAUGACUCAGCCAGCAGUAACUUCUUGGAGCCAUGCUGUAAGCACAAAGGAGAAGUCAGAACACUAGUAGCUUCCCAGAUAGUUCUGCCUGACCCACAUGUUACAGGCUUUACUGUCAUCGCCUACUUCAAUCAGCUUUUGCACAGUUCCAAUUUCAGGAAACAUCAUUGUGACUCUCAGGAGCAUAGCAGCAACUCACUCACCUUAGAUCACUCAGACAGUGAUCUUAGCAGCAUACAUGGCUCUGUGAAAACAUCCUGUUUUCUGGAGUCCUAUAGCAGAGAUGAUCUUUGCAGAUUCUGGCAGCCAUCACUUGAACUGACUUCUACUGACUCACAAGUAACAGCUAAUAAUGACUUUUCAGCUUCAGAACAAAUCAUGGCCAGUGGUACUCCUAACCAAAACAGACAGUACAUCUUUUCUGAAGUCACUGGUUCUAAGAACUGCCAUGAUCCCCUACAGAGUUCACGGAGCCUUGUUUCUUGUAUGGACAAGAAUAAUACAACAGGAAACUUGGGCGGAGAAUUUGGUUUACAAGCUAAUCAUCUGAGUCCAAUUUGCCCCAGUUCUCAUGAAACUAGGCUGUCUGACUCUAAUUUAUUCCCUUCACAAAUGCAAGAACCCUUUGAAGAAGAUAAUGAAGAAUGCUACAGUGAGGCAGAAAUUAAAAAUGAAUAUUCCCAGUAUGACAUCCCAUGUUAUCAGCAUCGUGACGUAAAUACUACCACCAUCCUUCAAGAGAGAUCUGCAUUUGCAUUGUCAUCACUCAGACAUGAGGAAAGAACAAGUACUUUCCAGAACUGUGACUCCUUAUUUUGGGAUGAUCUGCCAUUAUCUGAAAGCCUGAACAAGUUUCUGGCAGUUGUUGAAAGUGAGAUUGCUGUAACUGAAACAGACGCUAAGGCUAGAAAACAGGUUACAGAUAAUGACAUUGAUAAAUUCCAUACAGAGCACAGCAGGUUAUCUGUGACUCCCAGGAGAAAUACUGGAGCCUUGACUACACUGCCUUUAGGCUCAAGGUCAUCACAAGCAAUGGGGAAAGAAAACUCUAGUAAAGAGACCUUUUCCAAUUGUGAGUCUAAUCCAAGUCCUCAAAUUCAAAAAGAAUCAGAACCCAACAAGACAUCCGAGGCUGUCUCUAUAGGCAGUAAUAGAAGUGAUAUCUCAGAAUAUUUUCUGCCAGAUACUUGCCUGUCAGCUCUGUUUACAUCUUCAAAAGAUAUGGCAGCAUCAGUUACCCAAAAGAGGACUACUGGGAUCCUACAACAAAGGAAUGAAAUUUCACUCAGGCCUAGUACUUCAACAAGUGACUCUUCUUAUAUUAGUAACAAAUAUUUUAAUGGAUGUGGAGAAAAAUCACACUCAGAAACAAAAGGAAAAUUGACAAGCUUGUGUUCUAAGAAAUACAGUGAUGUUUCUUAUCUUCACAAAUUAGAAAAUAAGCAGUAUUAUAGAUGGUCAAAGAACCAAGAUGACCAUUUUACAAUAUGCCGGAAACUUACAUAUCCUUUAGAGACUCUUUGCAGUAGUCCAAGAAAUACAAAUAUAGCAAAAGAAUUACCUCACAGGCCUAUCAAUAAUAACUUAACACAAAGUUAUUCUGCUGAUCAUGAAGGUAGCUACAAUGCUUCUGCUGAUCUUUUUGAUGGUAUUGCUAGAAAUAAAGACAUUGGAACAGAAAUUACCAAAAUAUCACAGGAUGUUUUGUUGCCGUGGGAAGCAUCUUGCACAGAAAAUUAUCCUAUAGAUGAAAAUUGCAGCCGUCCUUCACAAAAACUACCCUUGCAAAGCAUAUCAAUGUCAGGGUAUCCAAGAGCAAGUUCUCAGUCAGAUUCAGAAUGUGAUUUUGAAGAAAGCCAAGACUUUGUUCCAUGUUCACAGUCAACUCCAGUUGCAGGCUUCCACCAAAGAAUUCAUGGCUUACAUGGAAUAUUGCCUUCCUUAUAUUCAAAUCUUAAGGCUAACUAUAAUAAAACAAAAAUUUCUCCUGAAAAUGGGAAGCGUCAAGCCACCUCAUCCUGCCUGAAGAAUGUAAAAACACCUAGCCAGAAAUCCCAAAGUCCUGUUAUAUCUAGUUUGACACAACCAGCGAUUUUCAACCACUGCCCUACUGCUGAGUACCUUGAAAGUGAUAUGGAUGAAUGGGUUCCCCCUACCACCAGAAAAGAAUUUCUUUCAGAUAUUCUUGGAUUCAAAGUCAUGUGUUUAAGGAAACGCCUUGCUAUUCAUUCCCCUGACCAAAAAGAGUUACCAAGAAAGAAACUGAUGAAAGUCGCACAUAAAACCAACAUGCUUAAUUAAAAGUUAAGGAAUAUAUUUACAGAAAAGGUUGCAAAAAGAGAAGUGUCCUAAGAUAACUAUAAAUGAUCAGGCUGAAAACAGGAAAAGUCCAUUUUUGUAUGUUUUUUCAAAGGUCAAAUGUGGCCUUCCAUUUUCAGAAUACUGCCACUUAGUGUUUGAAACAAAAGUGCUUGGUCACCAAAAUUAUUUUCACAUAAAGUCAUAUGAACCCAAUUCCCAGAAAUUUUAAAUAAAGGCAAAUCUGUUUGGAAAUAGUUUUCUUUAAUUGACACAGAAAGCAAUCCUUGUGUUUUGAACACUUAACAGAAAAUCAUUACUAGAGAAUGGACUGAACUGAGUGCUGUUGGAUCUUUCAAGGUUUCUCCAUGACUUUUUUCCAGAAUACUGUGAUUUAGGUAACUGAGCACUUUAUCUUGCGUUUGACUGUACUAAUCUGUUGAUUUUUGUAUUUAAAAGUAUUUGUUAAAAUAUAGACAUCCAAAAAUAAAGCCUUUCUUUAUAAGCCAAAA